AUGAAAUGUCUUGAAGGCCUGCACUUACACCAGGGGCCAAGCAAGUUCUCUGUUCCCCUGGCUCCUGAAGAAGGCUCAGUAUCUGCCUUCCACCUGGAGAAAGUGGAAGAAGAGAAUGAAGAGGAAGAUGUGUGUUCAGAUCAGGCCCCAGAUGUGGAGGAGGAAAGGAAUGAUCUCGGGGAUCCAGCCAUCCUGAGUGUCAUCCAAAAUACCCAAGUACCACGGCAGAGAGGCCUGCACGGUCCCUCUGGAGCCGAGGCCCUUGGUACCCUGGGAAUGUCACAGGCCUCCUUGCGUUUUCUGUGCCAGCCUCCAUUCUCAAGAGCCAGCUUCCCAGCCUGCCACAUGGGACCUCACCAGCCUUCACCGGAUCCUCUUCUGUCCUACAACCCUUUGGCCCCGUGGCCCCCUAAACUCAGCCUUCCCAGUCAUCUGACCCAGCUUCACCCUCAGCACCAAAGGACCCUACUGCUGCAGAGGAGUCAAACCGUGAGUCCUUCCAAGAACACUCCACUGCCUGCUCACAUCACCUUGGGAAGCCACAGUGGCAGGGCUUGCCUAAAGGGAUGUUUCUACUGGCUUGAAAGUCUCCUAGCCAAGAAGCCUUGGUCUCUGAAGCCAGACACCUAUGCUAACCUCAUGACCCAAAAAGAGAAGGACUGGGUGAUAAAGGUGCAGAUGGUUCAGCUGCAGAGUGAGAACCCUCGCCUGGACGAUUAUUACUACCAGGGGUACUAUCAGAAGCUAGAGAAGACACAGGCAGACAAAGAGCUGCUUGGGCAGAGGAACAGGGCUGAGUCUCUCAAGGUGGUCACGCCUCACAUCCAGAAGGCAGAAAUUUAUGAGUCAGUGGUACGAAUUGAGGGUUCCCUGGGCCAGGUAGCUGUAUCAACAUGUUUUAGCCCUCGCCGAGCUAUUGAUGCUGUGUCUCAUGGAACUCAAGAGCAGGAUACGGGAGCUGCAAGCAGUCAGAGGCUCCGAGUACUCUCCCUGAUUGAGAAGGUGUUCCUUCAGUUGCUAGAGAUCGAAGAGGGCCAGAAUGAUGGGUUUCCACAGCUCUACCACUCGGGCGAACAGAGCAACCAGGUGGAGAAGCUCUUUCAGGCCUUAAAGACCCAGGGACAGGACAACUUGGAGGAGACAGCAGAUAGCCUUCUGCAGGUGCUGUCUGUGAGGAAAGGGAAAAUUCUGGUGGCUCGGCUGCUCCCCUUCUUGCCCCACGAUCAAGCCGUUAGCCUUCUCCUGUAUAUCACCUACCAUCUGCCUCUCCUGAUCCUGAGGGACAUGGCUGACCAGGCUCUACACAUUCUAUUCAAACCUCUGGGAAAAUACAUCCAUUAUUUGACCUUCCAUCAGCUCCUCCAUGGACUUCAGGGUCUAAUGUUGCUGCCCCCUGGCACCUCAGAGCGGCCAGUCUCUGUGGUGCUUCAGAAUCAGUUUGGGAUAUCUCUGCUUUAUGCCCUGCUGAGUCAUGGAGAGCAGCUGGUGUCCCUGGAUUCUUCCCUCCAAUCCAGCAGUGACUGCGCAGCCUGGACAGACUUGGUGAUUCUGGUUGCGUGGGAGAUAUCUCAGUUGCCCACAGCAUCCCUGGCAGAGCCCCUAGCCUUCCCCAGGAACCUGCUUCCCUCUUCUGCCAUCACAUGGACAAACAGCUAG
Microtus oregoni (creeping vole) is the source of this 1656-nucleotide messenger RNA. RefSeq names its product PAT1 homolog 2 (gene Patl2). Gene Ontology annotation, molecular function: RNA binding. Gene Ontology annotation, biological process: deadenylation-dependent decapping of nuclear-transcribed mRNA; P-body assembly. Lineage: Eukaryota; Metazoa; Chordata; Mammalia; Rodentia; Cricetidae. The record is from RefSeq and is a predicted model, not a curated record. Gene Ontology annotation, cellular component: P-body.